This is a messenger RNA of Saccharomyces mikatae IFO 1815, 2283 nucleotides long. RefSeq names its product Ycx1p (gene YCX1). Gene Ontology annotation, biological process: transmembrane transport; monoatomic cation transport; intracellular calcium ion homeostasis. Gene Ontology annotation, cellular component: membrane. The transcript has a single exon. Bases 1 to 2283 code for a protein of 760 amino acids. The record is from RefSeq and is a predicted model, not a curated record. Lineage: Eukaryota; Fungi; Ascomycota; Saccharomycetes; Saccharomycetales; Saccharomycetaceae. Gene Ontology annotation, molecular function: monoatomic cation transmembrane transporter activity.
AUGCGCAAAUCUUUAAGAUGGCUAAUAACAAUAGCCUUCUACGUUGCGAACGUUUUAUCAAUAGGCUAUUGUCUUUCGAGUCAGGAUUCAAUAUCGGAAUUUUAUCUGCACUCCGUUGUGCUCAUCGAAUGCUUUUCGCUAUUAGGAUUGGUUACCUCUGAUUAUUUAACGCCAUCUUUGUCAUAUAUUUCAAGUAAUAUAUUUCAUAUCUCCGACAGAGUGUCUGGAAUGACCUUGCUAGCGUUAGGGAAUGCACUUCCUGAUAUCACUAGUACUUACCAGUCAAUGAAAUCUGGUGUUACUUCUUUGGCCAUAGGUGAGCUGUUUGGCGGUAUAUUUUUUCUGUUGACUGUUGUGAUUGGACUUAUGGGCUGUGUAGCUACUAUUCAGUUUCAACAUGGCAAAUCCAUUGAAACUUACACAGAAGAAAGUUUUGACCAAACUCUAUCAUACGAUAGAAACCAUUAUAUACUGGAUGUUGGAAUAUUCACUUUUAUGCUCCUGGUUUCCGGAAUUUUUCUAGCAGAUGGAAAAUUAUACUUUUGGGAGUGCAUUAUCAUGGUUUUGACCUACUGUUGUUGUGUCGCAUAUUUGAUACAAAGCUAUAAAUACCCUUGUGAUAUUGACGACGCUUUAGAAAGAGAAGUAGAGAUCAAGAAAACUAACCUCGCCAAUGAGAAUACUAUUGUUCCCCAACAUUUUACCUUGUCAACCCCAAGUGAUAUUCCUCCUACAGGCAAUGCAACAACUUAUGUAAGACCUUGUGAAGAUACCCAGAUUGAUGAGGGCAGCUCUACUGGUACAGAAACAUCUCCUUUACCAAGUACAUCUGUGGAUAACAUUUUUAAAUUUAAUGAAGGUAUAGCUGAAAGAAGGGAUUUUAUAAGACGCAGAAUUCGGGGAUAUUUACGAUCUCAUUAUCAUGGGUGGGUAAGAAUGACAUUGCAAGACCUUUUAAAUAUAUGGGAGAAGCAAAAUCUUUUCAACAAUGCAGUAAAAUCAUUAUCUUUACCCUCAGAUGAUACUCACUUAUUCACUGAAGCUACUUUAGAAGGGAGGCCAUUAAUAAGGAAAAGAAUAAACUCUUUACAGCCCAGAGACUAUUACAAGUACUUGUUACCACAAAGUUACGAAAACUCUGAUUCACUGGACACUACAGUUUCAGCUCCCCAAAACGAACACCAAAGUUACGAUAAUGAACCUACGAGUUCAUUUUUGACUGUACCACAGAUAAAAAGUUCCAAACGAAAAUCUUUAAGUUGCGAUCGCAUUCCAAAUUUGGUUCAAAAUGAUAAUAUCAUACUCAACUCUGAGGGCCAUGCCUUGGGUUCUACCAAUUCCAUGAACAGCAUAUCGGAUGUCAUUGACAACUCUAUUUUGCAGUACGAGGGAGAUAACAUAAUUCUUGAAGGAUCAUUAUCUCUCUGUUCGACCAGGAGUAGGAGCAUCAGACAAAGUUUCCAACUUUACAAUUACCUAACGGACCUGUCCUUAGAAAUUAGUUUCUCUGAAUUCUUUUCUUUAUUAAUCACCACUCCGGUAUCAAUAAUUCUUUGUCUAUCAAUACCAUCAGAAACAAGUCAAAAAGACCAUAACUUACCCAUUUCAUACCUACAACUUGUCCAAUUAAUUGUAUCACCAAUAAUUAUCAACCAACUAAUCAUAGAUGAUUUUUCAUAUUGGCUAUUUAUAUUAUCACUGAUGAUAGCCAUCUUAUUGUAUUAUAAAACCAAGACCCUGUCAAACAAGUACAACUCUGAUAUAAUAUCUACUGUAGCGUUUUUACUGUCUUUGGCCUGUCUAUCGAAAGCUGUUCACAUAAUUGUGGUCACUUUAACACAUUGGAUAAAAAUUUUCAAUAUAUCAGAAACAAUAUUGGGUUUAACCGUUUUUACCUGGGGUAAUUCGAUUGGAGAUUUGGUGUCGAACAUCACGUUUGUUAGAAUGGGCGUUUUAGAAAUUGCGAUAGGUGCUUGUUUUGGCAGUCCACUUUUGUAUUUCUUAUUUGGUGUUGGAUUUGAUGGAAUUAUGAUAAUGGUGGGCGACAAAACAGGAAAAAUAGUGGAUGGAAGAGAUGAUAAUAUUCUUAUGCAUCAUAUUGAUUUUAAAGUGGAUAAAAAUUUGAUCAACACUGGAGUCGGAAUUCUGUUAGCCUUUCUAAUAUUUACAGUUUUGAUACCAUUGAACGGCUGGAUAAUUGAUAGAAAAAUCAGCAUUGCGCUCCUUACGUUAUAUAUAGUUGUCACAAGUUUUAGUGUCUUCUUAGAAAUUCACCAAAUGUAG